Desarmillaria tabescens is the source of this 1257-nucleotide messenger RNA. RefSeq lists its product as uncharacterized. The record is from RefSeq and is a predicted model, not a curated record. Bases 139 to 1239 code for a protein of 366 amino acids. The transcript is spliced from 6 exons. NCBI's taxonomy places the organism in Eukaryota, Fungi, Basidiomycota, Agaricomycetes, Agaricales, Physalacriaceae.
CGUUCCUGUGAGUUGUCUAGUGAACAAGUUGACUCACUCACAGACGCCAACAGGCCAUGCUAUUAACAUAAUGGGUAUAAAUUAUAUUCAUUUCGGAAGCUGACUAUAUCGUUCCUUCGCCGCUGGCCGGUAAAAGAUAUGCUAUCACUCCCUCUUGUACUUCUCUCUCUCCACGCGCUAGCCGUGUACAGUGCUCCUCCAAUAGAUAGCGAUGAUGCCGCUAUCCUACGACGAGGAGGAACGAUACCUGGUCUUACACUCCGCCGCGAAGAGUAUCAUCAACUCCAAAAGCGUGCUGUCUCAAUCUGUGGUGUUGCCGCACGGGACGCCUCUAAUAGCGAUUGUACAAAGAGGUACCCAUCAAACCUCCAUAAACGAGGGCGAAAGUCAUCAAAGACAACACCAGGAUACUACCAGGAAAGUAGUGGAUCGAGCGCCGGGGCUGGUGGCAGCAGCAGCCCAUCCGAAUAUACUCAGCAGACGAGUUCUACUCAGCAAAGACAAGACCUUCAGGACGACCAGGAUAUGGAAGAGUACGAGAAUCAGCAGGCCAUGGGCAAUCACUGUGAUCAUCUUGUCGAGUUGCAGACCGUGUCAUAUGUUUUGACACCUUAUUGUACCAACCCAGGCGUCUCUCAUACCAGAGCGACCAAUAUCGUUCGACUUCUAAAUGAUCCGAACAGAAACUUAUACCUCAUCAGGGGAGAUGUCAACUUGGCUAAAGGUGCCGCGACCAAGCGCGCCAUUCUGAGAGCGCAAGACGGACGCUCUCUGGCCUAUGCUAGUAGAUUUGAACAGUCCACUUGGAUUGGUGUCGUUGGAUAUCUCGAAGCCAAGGAGUCCGUCGCACGCACUACUGCAACUGCGAUUAAAACUGCUUCGGGCCUGACUCAGAAUGUCGAUACGGCUAUACAUAACAUAUACCGAGACACUCUUGCAGUUGCACGAGCAAUGCGUGACUCGUUUGUUUCCAGCCAGCAGUCGAGCCAACAGGGAAGCCAAGGUGGAAGCCAAGGUGGAAGCCAGCAGGGCGGGAACUCACCGGGGCAUCAGAGCGAUGGUGGCACUUCUACAAGCUCGGGCUUGAGCGACGUCCAGACUCAGCAGGUCACGUACAACGGCCAUGCUCUGACUCUGUAUUGGGUUUCGGAUGCCUGGCAUUAUGUGUAUUACUAUAACGGCCGGGGCACCUACGUAGAAUAUACUUCCGCAAACUUAGCCCAAUGGCCUCCAGCUUAAUUUACAUAUAAUAUACAC